Messenger RNA from Phymastichus coffea, 1229 nucleotides. Its product is annotated as probable rRNA-processing protein EBP2 homolog. NCBI's taxonomy places the organism in Eukaryota, Metazoa, Arthropoda, Insecta, Hymenoptera, Eulophidae. The record is from RefSeq and is a predicted model, not a curated record. The coding region runs from base 120 to 1082 and encodes 320 amino acids. The transcript has 3 exons. Gene Ontology annotation, biological process: rRNA processing; ribosomal large subunit biogenesis. Gene Ontology annotation, cellular component: preribosome, large subunit precursor; nucleolus; nuclear periphery.
UGCACCGAUGUGCACGUGCGAGUAUAUUGUUAAAUUGGUAUAUUAAUUCAUGAUCGGGGCCACUCCUAAGAAUUUUUUGUUGAAAUUGUUGAAAAAAUAACAAAUCUGUUCUUUGAAAAAUGUCGGAUCUAUCGGAAUCUGAAUCAGAGUACAAUUCUUCAGACGAAGAGCUUCAAGAAGCUUUUGCCAAAGGGUUGUUGAAGCCAGGAUUGAAUAUUGUUGAAGAGAAAAAAAGAGAGUACAAAAACAAUGUUCGUGGCUUAAAUCAAAUAUUAAAAGACUUCACAGUUAAGCUACCAUGGAUAGAAAAAUUAAUAUUAACAAAUACUCCAGCACCAUUAGCUCCAGAAUUAGCUUUACAAAUGAUAGAACAAACAGAUCGUAGAGCCCGGCAACUCCAAGGAAAUAAGAAAUUGCCUCAGUUUACUCCAACUGAUGAUCCAGUUUUAAACGAUUUUAAACGAGAGACCAUGUUUCAUAGACAGGCACAAAGUGCAGUUAUUGAAGGUAUUGCUAGGCUUAAGGCACUCAAUAUUUCCACUAAAAGGCCAGAUGAUUACUACGCUGAAAUGGCUAAAUCAGACGCGCAUAUGACGAAAGUUAAAGAAAAUUUGCAAAAGAAACAAGUAGAAGCUCAAAGAACAGAAAAGAUUAGGCAAUUGAGACAACAGCGUAAGAUUUCAAAACAAAUGCAAGUAGAGGCUACCUUGAAGAAACACGCUGAAAAGAGAAAACUGAUGGAAGAAGUGAAAAAGUAUCGUAAAGGUAUCAGAAAAGAUUUAGAUUUCUUAGAUGAUAAGAAAAAACUAAUGCCCAAAGGUAAAGAUGGAAAGUUUAUGAACAAGAAAGCUGUAGAUAAAAGAAAUACUAAAAAUUCCAAGUUUGGAUUUGGUGGUAAAAAGAGAGGGUCAAAGAAAAACACAAAAGACAGUUCAGCAGACGUUUCAGACUAUAGAAGACCAAAUAAACCUGGGAGGUCAGGUAAGUCAGGAAUGUUAGGUAAAGGAAAACCAAUGAAUAAAGGCCAUAAACAGAGACCUGGAAAAAAUAGACGAGUACAAAUGAAAUCUAAAAAAAAAUAAAAGUGAAAAUUGUGAUUAAUUGAAAAAAAUAGUGAUGAAUGGAGCAUAUAUAAAUAAAUACUUUAUUAAUAAUGCAUCUCUCGCGAGAUAAUUGUGUAAAUUUUAUCUUACAAUUGGACAAUAUAAAUAAAAGUAUCGAUAUAAAAA